Molecule: messenger RNA, 3921 nt
Organism: Volvox carteri f. nagariensis
Lineage: Eukaryota; Viridiplantae; Chlorophyta; Chlorophyceae; Chlamydomonadales; Volvocaceae
Exons: 12
Coding region: 1-3921 (1306 amino acids)
Molecular function (GO): monooxygenase activity; flavin adenine dinucleotide binding
Source: RefSeq, a predicted model, not a curated record
AUGCCUUCUGUGGACGCUGUGGCCGGUUUCGGCGGCAUCGUCACUACAGACAACUCCGGAGCCCUUGGCCCAACCGCUUCGAACACAGAUAGAACCACCACGGAAGCCUCAGGGUUUCGUGGGCAGCUUGACGACGCUCCUGCGGACCUCUCAGAUGCCGCGUUGGUCUACGAGACCGGCCGCCUGAGCUACGAAUCCGAUUACGAUGAGGUCUUCCAGGUGGCCAUCAUUGGAGCAGGGGUCUCCGGACUACAAGCGCUGCGGGCGGUCCGACGCGCCGGCCUCGACGCAGUAGUCUUGGAGUCGCGCCCCGACGGCCCGUGGAAACUCUGUGAGUUGCCGGAGCUGCCCUGGCCGUCAAAGCUGCGGCCCAUGGGUGACACCGCUACGGCGCAGGACAUGCUGCGCUAUAUCCGUACGUAUUCUGACGUCAUGCGGCUCCGGCCAUACGUGCGGUGCGGUUCCACCGUCACCUCAAUGGAGCAACUGCACGACGGCUCCUGGGUGGUGCAGUACACGGAAAACAACACGUCCGCGUCGGAAGGCUCUCGGGCAGGCGCGCAGGGGGAAGCUGUAGCAACAGCAGCGGCUGCAGUCAAGGGGGGACGCGCGCAGCUGAUCGCUAGCUUCGUCAUCGUGGCCACAGGCAUGUACGGCACGCCGUACAUACCUAACAUCCCGGGUAGGGAGGCCUUUUCAGGUCGCCAGCUGCACGCGGGGAGUCUCCGCGGGUCUGCCCUACCCAGGCGGUUUCGGAGCAGUGACUGCAGCGGCACCGUCGGCAACAACAGUACGCACGGCGGGAGGACCAAUGGCGGUGGCAGCGGCGCGGUUGCACGGUUUGAGGGCCUCCGCAUUGCCGUACUUGGUUGCAGCAGAGAGCCGGCGGAGCUGGCUGGGUUGCGGGCCGUGGCGGCGGUUGCGGAUGCCGUGACCAUGGUGGCGGAAAGGGUCCGCUGGCCGCUGCCGCCACUGGUGACGUGCUUGGGAGAGCGGCAGCUGCUGCACAGCCGGGUUACCAGCAGCAGCUGCUGCAUACCGCCCUUCCACACGGCGAGCUCUGCGGAUCGCUGGGUGCACAAGGUCUUCUGGAGCUGCAUCAAGGCGGGCGUCAGUCGCGAAGUGGACAUGCCGCUCGGGGGGCCCAAGAGCCUGUACGACGAUCUCCAGUGUGGCGGCCAGGUGUCGGAUCCCGUCACGCCGCGGCUCAUGCGCGACCCACGAGUCAGCUGGGUGGGAGGUCGCGUCGCUGCACUGGACGCCGAGGGUGUCGUACUGUCCGACGGCCGUCACGUGGCUGCUGACGUCAUCCUGUACUGCACCGGCUACGUGCAGCGGUAUAGGUUCCUGCCGUCCACCAUACUCCAGGCGCUCACUACUCCACCACCUGCGGCUGCCGUAGUUGCCACCGCUGACACCUCCAACGUCCACGGCGGCUGUCACUUUCCGUCAGCCAUUCCACAGCGCACACCCGAAUGCGCACGGCCGCAACCCCAGCAACAUAUUAAUCAGCAUCAAGGUGGGCUUCGCGCACGCGGCGACGGCGGCGACGGCGACGGCGCGCCGUUGGAAGUGAUAGGCAGCGGCGAAGUGGCCCUGUACCGCAACAUGGUGCAUUGCGGCGUUCGGAACCUGGCCUUCGUCGGCUGUGAGGUGAUCACCACCAACCGAGUCCUCACGGCCGCGCUGCAGGCCGAGUGGCUGGCACGGCUGCUAUGCGGUCGGCUGCUCCUUCCGUCCGCGCGGCAGAUGGCAAAGGUCAUGCUAUGCGCGCGGGAAUGGGCGCAGCGCGAGGCGGCGGCGGCGGCAGCCAGGCGGCGCCGAGGCACGGGGGGGUCAGCUGUCAAAGCUGCGACGGCUGUAGAGGACCGGGAGCCGUUGCAAUCCGUGGGAAGUGCAGCAGCGCCGGGCCGUGAAGCGAGGACGGCAAAGGAGAAGGUGAAGGUGGCGAAUAACAAGAAGACGGCAGGGCUCGGCGGACAUUCACUGAUCAACCGCCUCCGCGCCGGGAAGAGUUCGCUCCUGUCGGCCACGUUCGGGCUCUUCACCAGUGCUCUAGUCACUAGCUCAGCAGCCUUAGCGGCAUCUGCAAGCGGCCGCGGUGGCGUCAACACCGUACGGGUCGGCGACAGGGACAAGAGGAACGAUGAAAAGGCAAGUGGUGUCAAAGACCGUUCGGAGACAGCCGACACCGCCGCCGCCGCCGCCGCCGCUGCCGCCACGCCGCCGCUGGAGGCCCCUCUGCGCCCCUUCGCGCAGCUGGGGCUGCACACGCAGGCCUACCAUGACUGCUUGAUGCACGACCUGGGGGUAAACCCCUAUCGCAAGGGUUGCUUCUGCCUUGCGGAGCUGUUCUAUUCCUACACGGCCCGAGACUACGCGGGGGUUGUUAUGGAGGACCUGAUGCCGCAGAUACCCAGGCCGGCAGCCGCAGACGGCGCCCAGGCGGCCUGCAGGGGCCCCGGAUGCGGGGCAGAAGGAGGAGGAGAGAGAGAAGCAGAGGGAGAGGGAGGAGAGGGUCGCCGGUGUGCCUUAACGUGUUUGGAUUCUGGAUCCGCGGGGUUCAUGGUUUACACGAUCGCAGCUAAUCCAAAGAAGUUGGAACGGCCCCUGGGCAGCCCCUCCAGCAACUGGAAUGACACCCAACUAAUGAGGGCGACCCAGUCUGCCGCUGACGCCGCAGCUGUCGUACCCCGUCCCUCUCCCGCUGUUACCCCCGCCAGCCGCAGCGGAGCAGCUGACGAGCAUCCACCUUCGCCGCCUUCGUCACAGCCAUUGCAGCUGUCAGCGCCAGCUCUGCCGCCGCCAUGGAUCAGACGACCCAUGGGUCGCGGUGACCCUGGCGGUGAUGGUGGUAUUCGAGGUGACGGUCCUGACCUUGCUGUCGCUGGUUCGGGUGAUGAAGGUGGCGGCCUUGAUUUUGGCGAACGGAUCUGGUUGUCGUCGAAGCUGGGGGUAGGGCUGGGUGGGCCAGAGGCUGCUGAUGUAAAGAUGGCGGUACGACACCAAAACGCCAACAUUGCAUCACAAGCCGUCAAGGCAGGCACGCGGACGGGGACGGAGAUGGCGGCAGCGGUGCCGUACUCUGUUGGUGGUCCCGCGUCGUGUGGCAAUGGUGUCGCUGAGGCGCCGGCGGCGAUGCCGCUGGGAGUUACCGCGGCCGCUGCAGCACCCCUGAUCAGCAGCGGCGCCACUAGGCUCCCUUACGAGUUAUCGCCUUUCACAGCCGUGUCAUUGACCACCUUGCCCACCAUCACUCCCUCCCACGUCGCCAACAUCGACGCCGCCGCCGCCGCCACCGCCAAGUCCAACACAGAUAUGCAACCCCAGAUCCAGAUGAGUGGCAUUCAGACGGCCUGUGGUGUAUCAGGAUCCGUCGCUUACUGCAGCUCGCUGUCGCCGCUGUCGCCGUCCCACAGUGCCGACGGCGAUGAGGGCGGUGUCCGUACGACCAUCGCAGCCACGGCGGAGCUUGUCGCCAGCGGCCUGGCGCACCCCGAACCAGGGGUUAGUGUGUUGGACAAAUCAGCGUACGCCGUAAGCGAUGGCGGCAGCAGCGGAGGAGCAGGAGCGGCGACCUUCAUAGAGCAGGCAGCAGUGCAUCGCACGCGGCAGAGGCGUCGGCGCCGCCGCAACCGCACCCAGCUCCGCCACAGCGGCAGGGUUAUCACCGCCUGGCGCGGCAACCACCUCUCCUCCUCCUUCGUGGCGCAUCCCGUGACGUGGAGGACUCACACCGAGUCCCCAGGUCUGAAGCGGCUCUGCAGGCUGACCUCGGCAGCGAGCUAUUGCCGGCACCCUCUGUACCUCAGAGCCCGCUUCUAUACGGCAGGAGAGGUGGCGGUUCCGGAGCCGCCUCGCCGGCUACAGGCGAUGGUGUUGUGGGUUUCUAUGAGUCAGGCCAGGAGGGGGGAGCAGUGA